This is a messenger RNA of Fragaria vesca subsp. vesca, 1095 nucleotides long. RefSeq names its product 50S ribosomal protein L27-like. The record is from RefSeq and is a predicted model, not a curated record. Gene Ontology annotation, cellular component: ribosome. Lineage: Eukaryota; Viridiplantae; Streptophyta; Magnoliopsida; Rosales; Rosaceae. Gene Ontology annotation, molecular function: structural constituent of ribosome. Bases 339 to 785 code for a protein of 148 amino acids. Gene Ontology annotation, biological process: translation. The transcript is spliced from 6 exons.
CGGACGAAGUCGGACUCUCACUCUCCUCUCCAAAACACUCUCACUCUCCUCUCCAUAACUCUGACGAGCUUUUCCCAAAACUUUCUCCGGCGACCGUCACUCGCUCUCUUGCUCUGUUCUCUCGAUGGGAUGAACUUGUUGAGUAUAUUAUUUUGAGGAAGAUUGUUGACGCAGAGGAGGAUAGCAUCUUUAUUGGUUUUCCUCUUCUGAAUUUGCUGUGAGGAUUGUGAUUGCUUUGGUGGUUAGGAGGUGAUUUUGCUCCGGUGAUUUGCAAGUAGGAGGUGGUAUUGCUCUGCUGAACUUGCUGUUGAGAGGUUGACUCCUUCCGGAAAGGCAUAAUGAAUUUUGGAACAUCACUAUGCCAAAGAUUGAAUAUAAAGCAUCUGGUUACCAGUACUCCUGUUUACAGCAGUGCUUCUGAUGUCACAGGAGAAGGAUUGAGUUUGAUGUUCAGGCGCUGGGCUUCUAAAAGAGCAGGUGGAUCCACAAAAAAUGGGCGAGACUCUCAACCUAAGAAUCUUGGAGUUAAGAAAUACGGUGGAGAGAGAGUGAUACCUGGAAACAUCAUUGUUCGCCAGAGGGGCACCCGAUUCCAUCCUGGAAAUUAUGUUGGGUUAGGGAAAGAUCACACUCUUUUUGCUCUAAAAGAAGGCACAGUAAAGUUUGAAAAGCACAAGCUCAGUGGACGUAAGUGGGUGCAUAUAGAGCCCAAAGAAGGUCAUGUGCUUCACCCUAUAUAUGCAAAUACUACAGCAGCUGAGAUGGUGAAGACAGUUGAGUCCUAGUUUUGAUAAAUCUUUUUCUUGGUUCAAGCUCAUUCCCAGUUUGAUCACCAGUCAAAAAUUACUCGCAUGCCAAUUUCCCUCGGGUUUUUACAAUAACUCCUGAAUGAAAUGAACUGAGUUUUAAAUAAAGUUAGAACUAUAUUUUUGUAUCACCCAGGUUGCAGCCUUGCGGUACUCUUGAAUGUUGUCCAGUGGUGUGGGUCAUUCUUUGUAUUCCAGUAGUUCAAUCAAGAUGAACAGUCCCUCCGGGAGAAAAUGAUAUCCCUAAAAUGAUCCCUUUAAUCUUUAUCACCAAGUCAAAUUGAAAUUC